AAUUCUAAGCCUGAAGAAUUGAAUAUCAAUACUCAUGAUGAGGAGAACAUCACCAUCUUGACAAGAUUCACAACUUUAGCCAUCCUCCCAGCUGACAAAAUCAUCUGAUCAUAUACAGAGGAAAUUCUCAACAAAAUGACUGCUGAUAAGAAAAAUGAGAUGGAACAAUUCCUCAGUUAUUAUGAAACAAACUGGAUCCAAUCAGUAGGUCCUGAAGAAUUAAGUUGUUACAAAAAUUCUGGUGCCACUGAUGCUUACCAACGUUCGAUGCUCAAGAUAUUGUUACAAUUUAAUGAACGAGAUAUAACUUUGUGGAAGUUUAUGGAAAGAAUCAUUCAUUGUCAGGAGAAGAUACAUAAGGAAUUACAAGCACGUCCACAGUCAGUCCCUCAUGCUUGGACUCCAAAGGUUUAUCCUCUUGCCGAUGAUAAUUCCUCCCUGCCGAAACAAUGGGAUAAGUAUCACAAUAGAGCUAUUGACGAGGCACGUUUGAUGCAAGUGGCUGUCUUCUGUUUGAGGACCAGUUUUCUAGACAACUUAGCAAAUCCUGAUGAAUAUCCAAAAACUCAUCAACUUUUCCAGGGCGCUGGUUAUGAAGAACGAGCUUUAAUGAUGCCAAUUUUUACGGCAAGAGAACCAGCACAAAAUCUCGAGAAAUUGUUGAGAAGAAUCAACCCCAAUGCCCGAAGAGUACGUGCUCGUCGACAAGUAGCUGCACGAGCUGCCAACAGAGCUGAAGAUGGGGUUCACAAUGCUGGGAAUAAUGCAGAAAAUUUUUAUGCUCAGAGGCCAAAUGUGGUUCCUGAUCUACCACUUCAUAAUGGAGCCAGGGCAAAUCAAGAUGCUGAAGACAACAUUGGUGCUCCUCGUCAGCCACAACACGAAAAUGGAGCUGGAGCUAAUGAAGACAUGAAUGAUGGAUUGAAUGAUGGUGCUCGAAGGCAAAUUAUUGGUCAUGCUAUCGAGCAGGCCCCUGGAGAUCUAAGAGGAAGAGAUGAGAGAAUUUUCGAUGAUGAAAGAGGAAACAUAAUUCUCGACGAUGAUCCUAUCUUCGAUCCUCCAGAAGAUGAUUAUGGCCAUUUAAAUGCAAUCGAAGGGCCUAUCCAAGAUUUUGCCCUCCUCCCAGAUGAUGAGGAAAGAGAACAGAUAGAGAGAGAAGUGAGACAACAUCUAGAAGACAAUGAUGGUAGGAUUUGUGUAUGCUGCCACACUAAUCCAGCAAACGUUAUUUUUUAUCGAUGCAGACAGAGUCUUGUGUGA
Molecule: messenger RNA, 1260 nt
Organism: Diachasma alloeum
Lineage: Eukaryota; Metazoa; Arthropoda; Insecta; Hymenoptera; Braconidae
Exons: 4
Coding region: 136-1260 (374 amino acids)
Source: RefSeq, a predicted model, not a curated record